Molecule: messenger RNA, 1530 nt
Organism: Zygosaccharomyces rouxii
Lineage: Eukaryota; Fungi; Ascomycota; Saccharomycetes; Saccharomycetales; Saccharomycetaceae
Gene: ADE4
Product: amidophosphoribosyltransferase
Exons: 1
Coding region: 1-1530 (509 amino acids)
Biological process (GO): purine nucleotide biosynthetic process; purine nucleobase biosynthetic process
Cellular component (GO): cytoplasm
Molecular function (GO): amidophosphoribosyltransferase activity
Source: RefSeq, a predicted model, not a curated record
AUGUGCGGGAUCUUAGGUAUAGCAUUGGCUGAUGAAUCUCUACCAGUAGCACCAGAGCUAUGCGAGGGAUGUUUCUAUUUGCAGCAUAGAGGUCAGGAUGCUGCUGGUAUUGCCACUAGUGGUCCAAGGGGUAGAAUCUACCAGUGUAAAGGUAAUGGUAUGGUACGUGAUGUCUUCACUGAGAGAAGGAUUUACGGGUUACAAGGUUCUAUGGGUAUUACCCAUUUACGUUAUCCUACUGCUGGGUCAUCAGCUAACUCUGAGGCGCAACCAUUCUACGUAAACAGUCCUUACGGUGUCAUGAUGGCUCAUAAUGGUAACUUAGUCAACACUGUUUCUUUGAAGCGCUAUAUGGAUGAGGAUGUGCACAGGCAUAUCAAUACCGAUAGUGAUUCCGAAUUACUGUUAAACAUCUUUGCAGCUGAGUUGGAAAAACGUAAUAAGUACCGUGUGAACAACGAAGAUGUGUUCCAUGCUUUGGAGGGUUUAUUCCGUCUGUGUCGUGGUGGGUAUGCAUGUGUUGGGAUGCUUGCAGGUUUUGCACUUCUUGGAUUCAGAGAUCCCAAUGGUAUUAGACCGCUGUUAUUCGGUGAACGUCUAAAUGCAAAUGGUCAAAAGGAUUACAUGUUGGCAUCCGAAAGUGUUGUUUUAAAAGCUCAUAAUUUUACCACUUACCGUGACUUGAAACCUGGUGAAGCUGUCAUCAUACCCAAAAACUGCGCUACUGAGAAGCCGGAAUUCAGACAAGUAGCACCAAUGAAUUCUUAUAGACCUGAUCUUUUUGAAUAUGUUUAUUUUGCACGUCCUGAUAGCGUUUUAGAUGGUAUUUCCGUUUAUCAUACAAGAUUACAAAUGGGUACCAAAUUGGCCGAAAAGAUAAAGAAACAAAUUGACACUAGUGAUAUUGAUGUUGUCAUGCCUGUUCCUGAUACGGCAAGAACUUGUGCACUACAACUGGCAAGUUCUUUGGAUAAACCAUACCGUGAAGGUUUUGUUAAGAACAGAUACGUCGGGAGAACUUUUAUCAUGCCUAACCAAAAGGAACGUGUAUCAUCAGUGAGACGUAAAUUAAAUCCGAUGACUUCUGAGUUUGAGGGUAAAAGCGUGCUGAUCGUAGACGAUUCUAUCGUUAGAGGUACAACAUCUUUUGAAAUCGUUAAUAUGGCCAAAGAAUCAGGUGCUACUAAAGUUUAUUUUGCAUCCGCAGCUCCUGCAAUUCGUUAUAACCACAUUUACGGUAUUGAUCUAACGGAUAGUAAAAACUUAAUUGCAUACAAUAGAACAGAUGAUCAAGUGGCAGAAGCACUAGGUUGUGAUAAAGUGUUCUAUCAAUCCUUAGAAGAUUUGAUCGAUUGUUGUAAAACGGAGAACGUUCAAAAAUUUGAAAUGGGUGUCUUUACUGGAAACUACGUGACGGGUGUUGAAGAUGGAUAUUUACAAGAAUUAGAAAGAGUUCGUGCCUUGAAUAAAUCUAAGUCUGAAACUAAAGCAGACGUGGAUAUCAACUUGUACAAUGAAGGGGACUAUUAG